CGUUGCAGGGGUGAGAGCAGGGAAUGGACGAUGGUUCAGUUGUAGUGGAAGGAGUGAGAUAGGCGGUCAGGUUAUAUAGACCAUGAUUCUGUGACUGGAUUGCAUUAGAUGUGUGAUGGCAGGGGCGCCUCCAACUCCGGGCACCACACUUAGAGGGUCAGGGGGAAGUGUACUCUCUAGCACUAAUGGGGGAAGUUAUCGCCACAUCGAGGAGGACCCCGGGCCUAACCUUAGCACUAGAAGUGCAAUAAUAUACAAAACAUCUCCGAAUGCAAAACCCGAGCAGUCCUCUUCUUCCAGGCUCUCGUCCGGUAGCCGGAAGUGCAAAUCUGUAUCAUUCCACAGCGCGACCAGUCUCCCCACAGAGCGGAAAAUUUCUAGCGCAUCUGCAUGUCUUCAGUACAUGAUGACAGGCAGCAGUCUCAUCAAGGUGAGGCCCAAUUCCCGGCAAUACCAUCGCUUCUUCACUCUCGCUGAAGAUCUCAAUGCCAUACGUUGGACUCCUACGUCCAAGAAAUCUUCCAAAGCUGUAGUGCCAAUUGAGAGCAUCAAAGAAAUUCGUGUAGGAAAAAACACAGAAGUUCUUCGUACUCGAGUUCUGUCUUCUGGUCACACAGAAGAUUGUGCGUUUUCUAUACUCUAUGGUGAUGAUUUUGAGUCUCUGGACUUGGUGGCAUCCACUCCUGAAGAAGCUAACAUCUGGGUAACCGGUCUGAACGCUCUCGUCGGCGCCCACAAAUCUCCAGACGGUCUGGAGGAGAAAGAGGCGUUGCGGGAGCGAUGGUUGCAAGAGAUGUUCGAGCAAGCCGAAACAGACGAAUCUGGCUGUAUGGACGAGAAGACGGCCAUCAGCCUCAUCCAGCAGCUCAGUUGCAGCGGUCAGGUCACAACUGUACGCAUCAAGCAGAAACUGGCGGAAUUCGAUCAAAUGAAGAAUGAUGGUAGAAGAGGGACCAUAGACAGCAAAGAAUUUAUUGACAUGUUCAAGGAGGUAGCAACAAGACCAGAGGUGUACUUUCUACUCAUUAGAUGUGGUGAAAAUAUGCCCAUAUUCAAUACAGAAUUGACAGCUGUCUUAGUGACAGAAACAAUACAUGUUGCAGCUAACUGCAUUGUGAACACAUCCCUGGUGAAGUAUCCUUUUCCCUGCAGGAUAGCGAACAAAGACUAUCUCUCUGUGGAGGACCUGCAACUCUUCCUAGAAGGAGAACAAGGGAUGUCAGACUUAACACAGGAAAAGUGCAUGGAAAUCAUCAACCGUUAUGAGCCAAUGCCUGAAGCUCGUGAAAAUGGACAACUACUUAUUGAUGGUUUCACUAAGUACCUGCUGUCAGAAGAGUGUGAUAUCUUCGAUGCUCUUCAUCGAAAAGUGUGUCAGGACAUGAGGCAUCCACUCACACAUUACUUCAUUUCUUCCUCCCACAACACAUACCUACUAGAGGACCAGUUGAAAGGCCCAUCUAGUGUUGAGGGCUACAUUCGUGCCCUUGGCAAUGGAUGUCGUUGUGUUAAAGUGGACUGUGUAGAUGGACCAGAGGAACCUCUUGUGUACCACAUCAAUACCCUAACUUCCAAGAUAUCAUUCCGAGAUUGUAUCGAGGUGAUCAAAGAAUUUGCCUUCACAAACUCACAGUACCCCUUGGUUCUGCAUCUUGAGAACCACUGUAGCCAAAAGCAACAACAUACUGUGGCAAGCAUCCUCAGAUCUACACUACGUGAAUUACUAUACAUCCACCAUGAAGGAAGUUCACGUGAUGUAAGCCAGAUGAGCCCUCAUGAACUACGUGGAAAAAUUCUUCUUAUGGGUAAGAAGCUGCCAUUAGAUUGGAAGGAAGACAUGGGUGAGGUGACAGAAGAAGAUGAGGGUGCCGAAACUAGUAAAAAGAAAGAGAAGCCAAGACGAGUUCCACUGUGCAAGGAACUCUCAGAUUUGGUCAGCCUGGCCAGGUGUCGUUUCAUCAGCUUCCUUACAUCAAAAGAGACUCGUAUGUUAAUUCAUGACACACAAAUAUUUAUGUGGCUUGAGUUCUUGAAUGUCUAUGCAUAUUGUGCAUCACUGUCCUUACUGGAAGCCUGUCACAGACUUCCAGAGAACCUUAUUCUUCUUACAGAAACUCCAACAGAAAUGUUUUCACUCAAUGAGUCUUCAGCCAGUAAAUUGGUCCAUUCCAAUGCAGAGGAAUUCAUAGAACAUAACAAAACAUUUCUCACUCGUAUUUUUCCAAAUGGAAACCGGGUUGAUUCAAGCAACUACAAUCCACAAGAUUUUUGGAACUGUGGCUGUCAGUUUGUGGCUCUGAACUUUCAGACACCAGGACAGAUGAUGGAUUUGUAUGACGCAAAGUUCAGGCAAAACGGUGGGUGUGGUUAUGUGCUCAAACCAUCUGUCAUGAGAGAACAGAUCUCACUCUUCAGUGCCAAUUCAAGGGAUUUAUUUCCUGGUCUUCCACCACAAUUUCUUCACCUGAAAAUCAUCAGUGGGCAACAUUUACCUCGUCCACGUGGUUCCACUGCCAAGGGAGACGUCAUAGAUCCGUAUGUGGUGAUUCAAUUGCACGGUAUCCCAGCAGAUUGUACAGAGCAGAAGACUAAGACAGUAUCCAAUGAAGGGAACUGCCCAAUAUAUGAGGAAAGUUUCGAGUUCCAAGUCAUGUUGCCUGAACUUCUACUGCUUCGCUUUGUGGUUCUGGAUGACGAUUACAUUGGUGAUGACUUCAUUGGCCAGUAUACAAUCCCAUUUGAGUGUCUGCAAACAGGUUACCGCCAUAUCCACUUGUUGUCCAACACCGGGGAGCCCCUAGAAAACUCGACCCUCUUUGUUCAUGUGGCUAUUACUAACAAAAAAGGUGGUGGGAAAUUCAUGAAGAAGAAAUCCAAAUCAGACAAAGCUCACAAUGAGCUGCGCAUGGUUGGUAUCAAACAAGUUGAUGAUGUAAUUCGGGGAAUGUCACAAACAUUAGAAGUUGCUCUCAAGGUUCGGCAAGAUGCAGAUGCUGCAAUGGAGGAUUUGAGAGCAGAAUGUGGACUUGGCGACACAGCCAAUAUGAAACAGUGUCUCCGAGUCUUAUUGCAAAGGCUGUCUGCAAGUCCACAAGUCAACUCCAUGGCAAUACGAAAUGAACAUGGGCUACCAAUGUUAAAGGUGGAUGCACCAAACAUGCCACCGCAUCUGCACCGAGCCAUUGUAACCUUUGAAAGAGCUAUAAUUGAACUGAAGUACAUGGUAGACAAUGGCGAUCACUUGGCGGAGACAAUUAAUUCACAUUUUUCAACAUUACUGGAAAUGCAUGAAGAACUUCCCUCCAUGGCUGGUGUGAAAGGCAAAAAGUACAACCGCAUAUUGGACAACUUCACAUGGAAUGUACGCAUCUUGCGUGGUCAGGUGGAUCUCCUACAGUCCUGCAGGAAAGAGUGUCAGCAAGGUCUUGCACAGGUUCAGAGUACUGCACCAACAGUUGAUAACUACAACAGCAAGGACAGAUCACCUAGCAUCACACGUAACCAGCGUAAACUCAACCUGUUCUGCAAACGUCAAAGUAUAGACAUAGGAGCUGUGGCAGGAGGAACAGGGACUGGACCUGCACGAAGUCCCACCUCACCAAUACAAGUUGAUAUCAAGCCCAAAAGCAUACUCAAGAAGUCAAAUUCAAAUGUAGAACAGGGAAGUACAAUGCACAGCAAACCUCUCUUGCCUAAUAACAAUGCCCGGUCAAACUCUUGGGUCUCAGAAACCACAUCAAGGAAGAACUGACCAAUUCUGGUCACCAGAUGUCAACACUGUGCCUUGUAGGCUAACAGGGAGAUGUGCAAAUUAAACCUAUUUAUUUAAGCAUCUGUAAAGAAAACUGAAUUAUCUCGUAACUGCACCCAAUAUAAAUCUUGUAUUUUUGCAGCAGUUAUCAAGUUUUAUUUGUGAACCAAUGACAGAUGUCUGCCAUUCAGAUGCAAAGAGAACAUCUAUUUACAUCAUUCCAUGAAAACUAAUUUCAUACUCAAUUUCUGCAUUGCAUGAUAAAGGCUCCCACACAUAUUAAGUUGAAACUAACAUAUCUGAAGACUAAUUUCAAUUCCCUCCUUAAAUAUCUGAGACAACAAGUGUCUGAACAGGUAUGUAUGCAUAUUUGUUUGUAUGUGUAGGCACAUACAUUUAAUUAUGUUGGUGCAUUAAAUACAUAACGAUAUUAUUUUCAAACCCUGUUGAUUUAAACAUAUAUCAACAUUUACCAAACUGUCAUCUACCACAUCAAUUACCAGGAAGGGAUACAUGCUGUUGCCUCUUACCUACAGAAGAAUGAUAAAUAUUUAUAAAAGGUAACUCAAUAAGAAAGCCUAUGUAUGUAUUUUUGUAGCAUCUUUGUCCCCCUUUGUGACCUGACAUGCCAGCAACCUGUAACACGAGCCCCUUCUUUUCAACAUUAUUUGUCUUUUAACAGAAAGGUUCUCAAAUGAUUAGCUAAUAUUCUUCUCCAAAUAUACCAAUAUUCACGCCCUUAAUUGGUUUAAAAAAAUAUGUACAAGGAUAACUUACUUUUCUCAAUUAAUCUGUAUGAAGAAUAAACUGUGAUCAUGACUAAAAGUAUAUAAAUUUCACACUAACCUGAUCAACCUGUCACAGGAUUUAAUUUCAUUUCAGUUGCUACUGGUUGCUGCAAGAAUGCUCCCUUCACUAAAUUACAAAUAACAUUUUACAUGUUUUGUAAUCAGCCUUUGUCUGCUAGAUUUUCUGACUGUUUCCAUCAGACUAAGCAAGCAGAGUCUUCUCAACAAGCAGUGGCUGUGUACCAGUAAUUAAACAAUGAGAUAAUUUUGUAACAAAUUGUUUAGUCCAAGAAACAGUUCUUCUGUAUUCAUUUUACAGAACUUGGACAAAUUCUUUCACAAAUACAGAUUUUUAUCAGUAGAUGAAACAUAAUUUACAACUUGUCCCUGUGCUUAACUAAUUAAGCACUAUGCCAUGAAGACAUAUGUGGGAGUGGAUGUACAGA
Molecule: messenger RNA, 4985 nt
Organism: Cryptotermes secundus
Lineage: Eukaryota; Metazoa; Arthropoda; Insecta; Blattodea; Kalotermitidae
Product: inactive phospholipase C-like protein 1
Exons: 20
Coding region: 116-3751 (1211 amino acids)
Biological process (GO): lipid metabolic process; intracellular signal transduction
Molecular function (GO): phosphatidylinositol-4,5-bisphosphate phospholipase C activity
Source: RefSeq, a predicted model, not a curated record